This is a messenger RNA of Sugiyamaella lignohabitans, 1434 nucleotides long. It is a transcript of the gene VPS62, whose product is annotated as Vps62p. Lineage: Eukaryota; Fungi; Ascomycota; Dipodascomycetes; Dipodascales; Trichomonascaceae. The transcript has a single exon. The record is from RefSeq and is a predicted model, not a curated record. Bases 1 to 1434 code for a protein of 477 amino acids.
AUGUUGUUGCCUCUCAGCUGUCUCGGUUAUUUAUCUGUCGUUCUAGGAGCUACUCCUGAUAUUUUUGUUAGUACUAGUGGUGGUGUUAAUAUUAGUGAUUUCAAGUCUUCGUUUCCUCAUGACACUAUUCCUGAUUAUAUUCUGAAAUAUGCUCCCGUCGUUCAUUUAUAUUCCGAGGAGAAAUACUUGCCAUACGAUAUAAAUGAGUAUGUGAAACAUUUCGUUGUUCGUGACGAAACUGGCCAAAUGGUCGCUCCUGUCCCACCUGUCACUCCGUUUACUAUAGGAGAUGUCGUUUAUUCGGUAAAGAAUGCGCUUGGUGGCCUGUUUUUGUCAUCAUCACCACAAGUACCCCUGAAUACUGCACAAACACAAGGAGAAGCACAAGGACAAGGACAAGAAGAUGAAAAAUCUGCUGAAAAUGGCGAUGAAGAUAGUAAUCCUCCUGAUAUAUCUCCUUCAAGGCCGUUGUCGGGCCUGCGUGAGCUGGCGGAAAUCUCGCAUUCCGUUCAGACUCGCAAGCUCGAUCCUAAUAAUCUCUUUCUGUCUGCAGUUGAAGACUACUCUGUAGACCCCGACUGGAUCACUGGAAGAGGCAAUUUGCCCAGUUUUGAGGAUGAUAAGAUUGCUAAUGCUCCUGCUGUGCUUAUUGUAGUUGAUAAGGGCGAUGGGAUAGUAGACGCCUUCUGGUUUUGUUUCUAUUCGUUUAAUCUCGGUCCGUUUGUCAUGGGUGGCGGUCCGUAUGGAAAUCAUAUUGGCGAUUGGGAACACUCGCUAGUUAGGUUUAAAGAUGGUGAACCUGUGUUAUUGUGGAUGUCUGCUCAUGGCGGUGGUUCGGCUUAUGAUUUUGGUGCUUUGGAGAAGCUCAACACCGACAGUAACCGACCUGUGCUCUUCUCUGCUCGUGGGACACAUGCUAAUUAUGCUACUGUAGGCCAGCAUUCUCAUGAUAUACCCUAUCAUAUGUUAUCUGAUUUCACGGAUAGGGGUCCUUUGUGGGAUUUGUCUAAAAAUUAUUUGGCUUAUACAUAUGACGGACACGAGGUACGACUGGCUAAUGGAUCGGAUCCUGGUCGAGAAGACGAAUAUGGCGACUGGCUUAAUUAUCUGGGUCACUGGGGCGAUAAAAAGCUCGCUCCGGAAGACCCUCGUCAGCGCUACCAUCCUUUUGAAUGGCUCAUGAUAGACGGACCCCUGGGACCACUGGCAAAAAAUCUGCUGAGACGGGAUCCAUGCCAAAGAUCGAAAUGGUGGAACUUCUCGAAAUCCUGUCGUAUUAGACACCGACUGCUUAUGGGUGAAGGCAUCGAAAGUGAAGGAGGCGGAUGUGCCCGUGCUCUGGACGCCAUCGGACCAUACUGGCUGCAAUGGCUGCUUCGUGUGGUUACAUCUGGCGGCUUUGGAUGCUAUUUAGUCGACCGCAUUUGGGGUUAG